This is a messenger RNA of Pocillopora damicornis (cauliflower coral), 1011 nucleotides long. Its product is annotated as substance-P receptor. Gene Ontology annotation, biological process: G protein-coupled receptor signaling pathway. The record is from RefSeq and is a predicted model, not a curated record. Gene Ontology annotation, molecular function: G protein-coupled receptor activity. Gene Ontology annotation, cellular component: membrane. NCBI's taxonomy places the organism in Eukaryota, Metazoa, Cnidaria, Anthozoa, Scleractinia, Pocilloporidae.
AUGUUUCCAACUUCGAAUUACAGUUUAGCGCUUGGAAAAUCACAACCAUUGAGAACUAAUGCCGAAUGUCCAGGAUUGACAGCUUUAAAUGCAGUUUUGGGAGUGUCGUGUUUUUACGGCACUGCCGCGAACUUGGUCAUUCUAAUUUUUACGAUUUUAAAGCAUCGCCAUCAGGGUUUAACGCCAGAUAGAAUACUGAUUACAAAUUUUGCAGGCGUCGAUCUCAUGGCGUGCUUUAUCAGUCUACCACUUCAUGUAAGAGCUAUAAACAGUCAAUCGAGUAUUGCAGAUAACCCUAUAUGCUUGUCAAGGUUUUUCACGAUGUUCACUUGUUUUGCUGUGAACAUCAUGACACUGGCUGUCAUAAGUAUAGACCGCUAUGACGCCAUCUGCCGCGCGCCUUUGCGUGAAAUAACUUGCAAGAAGACCGCAUAUUUCCUUGUCUUCAUUUGGUUGUUUGCAAGUUGUACCGCUGCAGCCGGGGGAACAGGACAUAUCCUUACUGCCGUACGGGGCGAACACGCCUGCUACAGCCCCGGACGAGACGUCUCCUCUCAUGCAAUCAUUGGCAAGACAGUGAUGAUUGCCGUCGUUUCUCUGUGGAUCUUGCCUUCUCUUGCAAUUGUGUUUUACAGAUUCUACGCCAUUCGAAAAUACGUUCAGGAUCACUCAACCCAUUUGCGAGACACUCUGGGUGUUUCAGUGGUAAAAAGAGAAGUCAAACUCACCAAGAUUUGCAUCGUAAUGAUCACAACAUAUCUUAGUUUAUGGGUAAUGUUUGCACUCAUGGUGUUAUUAAGAAACAGGUUCUCCUCUUUGGAAGUUCAUUGUGCGUAUCUAUGGUCGUAUUCCUUGGCUUACUCCAGUUUCACCGUCGUACCAGUCGAGUACAUGAUUCUUGACAAAAGAAUUCUGGCUUAUAUUUGGCGAGAAUGCGCGCGGAGAAGAACAGCAAAGGUUUCAGUGGAACUGGCCGCGACUAACCAUGAAGGAGGCGAAACAAACACUUGA